This is a messenger RNA of Camelina sativa (false flax), 1548 nucleotides long. The record is from RefSeq and is a predicted model, not a curated record. Lineage: Eukaryota; Viridiplantae; Streptophyta; Magnoliopsida; Brassicales; Brassicaceae.
AUGGUAAAAGCCUUCAAUGAUGAUCACAGCUGCAACGUUACUGGUUAUAGCAAGAUUAUUACGCAAGAGGUUAUUGCUAGGAAGGCAAAGGCAAGAGCAUUGGAGAUUAUUCAAGAAGAGCAUGAUGAGCAAUACUCAAUAAUCAAAGAUUAUCGACUUAAGCUAUUAGAUUCUAAUGUAGGAUCAACUGUAGAGGUAGAUACAUUUGAGGGAGAAGAUGGAGGACUAGAUGUCUUCUUCAUAUUUUAUGUGUGCUUUGCUAGGAUUAAGAAAACAUGGUGUCAAUAUUCUCGUCCAAUAUUUGGCAUUGAUGGUUGCUUUCUCACAUACUACACAAAAGGACAGUUGUUGGCUGUCGUGGGACGCGAUUCAAAUAAUCAAAUGUAUCCACUUGCAUGGGCUGUGGUGGACAAAGAGGAUGAAGAAAACUGGAAGUGGUUCAUUGGAAAGUUGCAGUCUGAUUUGAAUUUGCGAGAUGGUGCUGGUUUUACACUCAUUUCAGACAGACAAAAGGGUUUGUUGAAUGAUGUUUCUGAGUUAUUGCCACAAGUUGAGCAUCAUAUGUGUGCAAGACACAUAUAUGCUAACCUAAAGAAGAAGCAUCCACAUAGGGCUGACAUGAAAGCAAAGUUCUUGAAGGUUUCCAAGAGUUAUAACAGCGCACAAUACAUCAAACGCUUGGACAAGUUGAAGAUUCUUGCCUAUUUCAAGUCAACAUCCUCUUGUGAUGAUGUAAGUAACAACAUCAAUGAGUCAUUUAACAAUGCCAUUAACGUUACAAGAGAGUUGCCAUUGGUGGAAAUGCUUGAAACUAUCAGGAGCAGAGCAAUGGUGCGCAUAAAUAUUAGAAGGAAGAAGGCAAAUAAUCACAAAGGUCAGUAUACUAUAAAGGCGAUGGAGAGGGUGAAUCUAGAGCAGAAGAAGAUAUUAAACUGUGCAGCCAUUCCUGCUGGUCCAGGUGAGUAUGAGGUUAAGGAGAAGAAAUCAUCAUAUAAGGUUCACAUGGCCAUGCAUUUUUGCACAUGCCGGAAGUGGGAGAUGUCAGGCAUUCCUUGUCGGCAUGCUUUGAAGGUGAUUUCAGUCAAGAAACUCAAGGUAGAGGACUAUAUAUCAUCUUGGUAUCUGACUUCUAGGUGGAGGAAUGAGUACAAUGCACAUAUAGAUGCAGUUAGAGGAAAAAACUUUUGGCCUAAGUCCGAUCAGACUGAGAUACAGCCACCACCAAGACCGAUAAGUCAAGAUAAAAACAGUGUCCCUAAAAGAAUCAAGGAGAGGAAUAAGUCACCACAAAAGAAGAAGAGCAAGGGAAAAGAACUUAAAGUUACUAGAGAAAGGAGGAUCAUCCAUUGUGGAAGAUGUUUUGAGGUUGGGCAUAACAUAAGGGGCUGCAAGCUAAGUGGACCUCUGUAUUAUAGACAUUCAAAAAAGUCUAAAGUAGUUGGAAGAUGUCAGAGUUGUGCAUCGGAUCAAGUCAGCCACCUCAAAGCCAAAUUAUUGAUUGAUUUCGCAGGUCUCUAUAGUUGGUGUGGGAUAUUCAAAUUUUAUUAG